GGAGGUACAACUUGAAGCUUAGCUAGUACCCAAGCUAGGUUGGUAGAACUAUCACAUUCUGAUAUCCUCACCAACUCCAGAGCUAAUUAAGAUCUUGCAAUGGGUGGGCUCUCCCUUGAGCACCCUUGGGCUUUUGCCUUUGGCCUCCUAGGCAACUUCAUCUCCUUCAUGACCUACCUGGCCCCACUGCCGACGUUCUACCGGAUCUACCGGAGCAAGUCGACGCAGGGGUUCCAGUCGGUCCCGUACGUGGUGGCGCUCUUCAGCGCGAUGCUGUGGAUCUACUAUGCGCUGCUCAAGUCCGACGAGCUACUGCUCAUCACCAUCAACUCUGCCGGCUGUCUCAUCGAAACCAUCUACAUCGUCAUGUACCUCGUUUACGCGCCAAAGCAAGCCAAGAUGUUCACGGCGAAGAUCCUCCUCCUCCUGGACGUGGGCUUGUUCGGCCUCAUCCUACUCCUCACGCUGCUGCUGGCCGGGGGCGAGAAGCGCGUCGUCAUGCUUGGGUGGGUCUGCGUCGGCUUCUCCGUCAGUGUCUUCAUCGCACCCCUCAGCGUCAUCCGCCUUGUGGUGCGUACCCGGAGCGUGGAGUUCAUGCCCUUUUCACUCUCCCUCUCUCUCACCAUCAGCGCCGUCGUCUGGUUCCUCUACGGCCUCCUCAUCAAGGACAAAUACGUCGCUCUUCCCAACAUCCUCGGGUUUGCCUUCGGGGUGAUCCAGAUGGGGCUCUACGCCCUCUACUGCAAUGCCACGCCCAGGCCGGCGCCAAAGGAGGUGGACGCACCCCUGCCUGAGCACGUCAUCGACGUCGCUAAGCUCGGCCCGGCGGCUGCCAUCGAGCUCAACACGCCAGCUGCCGUCCAGCCACCGACGAAGGGGAACAUCGUGUCUUGUGGCAGCGGCAAAACCAAAGAGAUCAGCGUCGAGAAGGUUGACAUGGCAACCAAUGUCGAGCAUGUCUAGGCAGGUGUGGUGGACAGAUUCUUAGCACAACUGAUACUGUAGUUUACUGUAUCUACUGUAGCUAUUUGGGCUUGCCUGAGACCUUUACUGAUAUCCAGGCUCUGGUAGUGUCAUGGACGUAUGCAUCCAGUUAAGCCAUGACAGGCAGGGGUGGAGCAAAGAAGCUGGGGAGACAAAGUAUGCAUCCAUGCAUGCAUGAGGAUGGGGGCGUGUGAUUUCCACCGUUAAUGUUCCAUUUCUUGCAAAGUGUUACUGUUCGUAGUUGCUCGUCGUAAGGGUUAUUUUAUUCCGGUAGUAUCCACUGUCGAUCACUUCGAUGCAAUAAUCUUGUUAUAAAAAUUACCAUUUU
Messenger RNA from Triticum aestivum (bread wheat), 1312 nucleotides. RefSeq names its product bidirectional sugar transporter SWEET14. The record is from RefSeq and is a predicted model, not a curated record. Gene Ontology annotation, cellular component: membrane. Gene Ontology annotation, biological process: carbohydrate transport. The transcript is spliced from 6 exons. Gene Ontology annotation, molecular function: sugar transmembrane transporter activity. Lineage: Eukaryota; Viridiplantae; Streptophyta; Magnoliopsida; Poales; Poaceae. Bases 100 to 963 code for a protein of 287 amino acids.